Molecule: messenger RNA, 975 nt
Organism: Talaromyces atroroseus
Lineage: Eukaryota; Fungi; Ascomycota; Eurotiomycetes; Eurotiales; Trichocomaceae
Exons: 6
Coding region: 1-975 (324 amino acids)
Biological process (GO): proteolysis
Molecular function (GO): cysteine-type endopeptidase activity
Source: RefSeq, a predicted model, not a curated record
AUGCCCCGCCGAAAAGCGCUCAUUAUUGGAAUCAACUACUACGGUUCCAAUCAUGCGCUAAAGGGCUGCAUCAACGAUGCCUAUAAUAUUCGCCAGUUCCUUGUGGAAGAGCGCGGCUUUUCACCCGAUCAGCGUGACAUGGUCAUGUUGACCGACGAGCCAAAACAUGAAGGAACGCCCUUUUAUCCUACCGGCCGCAAUAUGCUUGCUGCAUUUAAAUGGCUGGUGUCGUUCAAUAACCCCGGAGACUCAGUGUGGCUGUCCUACUCUGGUCAUGGCGGUCAGGUAGCGGAUGAUUACGGUGAUAGAGAGUCAGGGCUCAAUGACACAAUCUGUCCAGUUGAUUUCGAGAUAAAUGGGCAAAUCAAUAGCAGUAUAUUACACCGAGCCAUCAUCUCGCCCAUGAACCCUUAUGCGCGGUUGACCAUUCUUUUCGACUGCUGCCACUCAGGCUCGGCCGUCGAGCUUCCGUUUACCUUCCGUCCCGACGCAGACGGCAACAUUAAUAUGAUCAAUAACAUCAAACAGGGUGUGCACUUGGCUGUCCAGGCGACCAGCCUGCUACAAGGAGGGUUCAGUAUGGACAGGCUCGAUGAUGCACGCUCCUUGGUAGCUGAUGCCGCAACAUUCUUUCAUGGCCUGCAUCACCGACCGGAGCAAGCCGAUGAGCAAGGCCUGGUGGACGAAGGAUUCCAUGAGGACUGGCGUAAUGAGGCUAAAGAUGCCUGGAUGUUCAGCGGUUGUGCCGACGACCAGACCUCUGCAGAUACAAGCAUAAGAGGACAGGCGACGGGCGCCAUGUCUUGGGCCUUUAUGAGCGUGAUGAGGCAAAAUCCCCAUCAGAGCUACAUCGAGGUUCUUCAAAACACCAGGUAUCUUAUUCAACAGAAUUAUUCGCAGAUUCCUCAGCUUUCAGUUGGAGGUGAAUACAAUCUUAGCCAACCAGUUUCGGCGGAGAACAGAGAGGACCCGUGA